This is a messenger RNA of Chanos chanos (milkfish), 6495 nucleotides long. RefSeq names its product mediator complex subunit 13a (gene med13a). Gene Ontology annotation, cellular component: mediator complex. The record is from RefSeq and is a predicted model, not a curated record. Gene Ontology annotation, molecular function: transcription coactivator activity. Gene Ontology annotation, biological process: positive regulation of transcription by RNA polymerase II. Bases 1 to 6495 code for a protein of 2164 amino acids. Lineage: Eukaryota; Metazoa; Chordata; Actinopteri; Gonorynchiformes; Chanidae. The transcript is spliced from 30 exons.
AUGAGUUCUUGUUUUGUACCAAACGGGGCCAGCUUGGAGGAUUGCCAUUCCAAUCUAUUCUAUCUGGCCGACCUGACGGGGAUCAAAUGGAAGCGGUACGUGUGGCAGGGGCCCACCUCGGCGCCCAUGCUGUUCCCGGUGACGGAGGAGGACCCCAUCCUGUGCAGUUUCAGCCGCUGUCUGAAGGCGGACGUGCUGAGCGUGUGGAGGCGGAGCCAGAGACAGGGCCGGCGAGAGCUCUGGCUCUUCUGGUGGGGGGACGACCCCAACUUCGCUGAGCUCAUUCACCACGAGCUUACAGGAGAGGACGACGGGGAGUGGGAGAGCGGGCUGUCGUACGAGUGCAGGACCCUGCUCUUCAAAGCCAUCCACAACCUGCUGGAGCGCUGCCUCAUGAACCGCAGCUUCGUCCGCAUCGGCAAGUGGUUCGUCAAACCCUACGAGAAGGACGAGAAGCCCAUCAACAAGAGCGAACACUUGUCCUGCUCCUUCAUCUUCUUCCUGCACGGUGACAGCAACGUGUGCACCAGCGUGGAGAUCAACCAGCACCAACCUGUUUAUCACCUGAGCCCUGAGCACCUGACCCUGGCCCAGCAAAGCAGCAGCCCCUUCCAAGUGAUCCUGAGUCCGUUCGGUCUGAACGGGACGUUGACGGGUCAGUCAUUCAAGCUGUCCGACCCGCCCACGCAAAAGCUCAUCGAAGAAUGGAACCAGUUCUAUCCCAUCAGCCCCAGCGCCAAGGAGAGCUCCGAGGACAAGAUGGAGGAGAUGGACUGGGAGGAUGAUUCUCUAGCUGCUGUUGAGGUCCUAGUAGGUGGCGUUCGGAUGGUGUACCCCGCCUGUCUGGUGCUGGUUCCUCAGUCGGACAUCCCCAGCGUGACCCCCGUGGGGUCCUCCCACUGCACGGCCGUCUACUCCAGUGGCCACCAAGUGCCUGCUUCCCAACGCGACCCCGCAAUGUCAUCAGUCACCCUCACCCCUCCCACGUCACCCGAGGAGGCCCAGACAGUUGAUUCUCAGUCGGCGCAGAAGUGGAUGAAGUUGCCGUCGGCGAUGGACGGUUUCAGCGUGGACAGCACCAGUCACCAUGGCGGGAAAAUCCCGCGCAGGAUGGCCAGUCAGAUGGUGGAGCGCGUAUGGCAGGAGUGCAAUUUCAAUCGAGCCCAGAACAAACGGAAAUUCUCAGCCACAGCUAAUGGUACUUGCGAAGAGGAUGCGUUGGAGAAACUGGGGACGUGGGACUUUGUUGAACCAACACAAAGGUCAACCUGUACCUGCUCCAGGCACAAAAACUUGAAGCAGAGAACGGGGAGCACUCCCGGUCAACCCCCCUCCGCCAGCCAGCCCCCCCAGCCGCCCAGCAAGCACAAGGCCACGGAGAAGCCGGAGAAAGGCGACAAGCAGCAGAAACGUCCCCAGACGCCUUUUCACCACCGCAGCUCCGCCAGCGACGACGUCAGCAUGGAGGCCGAGGCGUCGGCGGGACAGCGGCUGGCCCUCAGGGCCCAGGAGGGGGGACGCUUCCCGGGCCUGCGUCCCGCCGACGUCAGCCCCGUGGCCAAACCCCCGCAGCUGCAGGGCGGAAGCGGGGGAGCGGCGGGCGGAGGACCGGCGGAGAUGGUGGGGUCGCCCCAACCCCCUCCCCUCAGCCCCCACCCCUGCGACCGCGCGGAAGAUCCGGGGGAGACGAUGAAGAACCCCUCCACGCCCCACAGCCAACACUUUUACCCGGCCUCCGCCGAACCCUGCCUGCUGCCCCAGAAAAGCACGGAGGACCCCCGGCUGGAGCCCAUGGCUCCGCCCUUCCACGCGGCCUACCCCGAGCCCCUGGAGCCAACCGUCUACGUGGGCGCUGCGGUCAACCUGGAGGAGGACGGCGGUCACGCGCCGUGGAAGUUCUUCAACCUGCCCCGUCGGAGAGACGCGGAAUUCCCCACGCCGCUGCUCCCGGGAGACAAACUGAGGGAGGAGUCGAUGUCGAGCCAGGACAACGUCGUGUCCGUCACCGAGUUAAUGGCCAGCUCUAAGAAGCCUCUGAAAGUCUCUGAGGAGAGGAUCCAGAAGUACGUCAGUCAGCGAAACCAGUACCUGGCCGCGGCCUUCCCCGACGGCGACCACGAACCAGAGGUCGACCCUUACGCCUUCGUGGACGGGGACGUGAAGUUCACCUUCUCUGACAGGAAAGACAAAGCGGGCGGGGAGCGAGAGCCAGGCAAGAAACACAAGGGGGAAGACGGUGGAGCAGGGCCAUCAGACGACGCCCAACGCGCCGCGGCCCACAACCGCGCCACCUCCACCAGCCUGAUCCACGAGACGGACCUGGCCGUGUCCAUCAACGACCUGGACAACCUCUUCAACUCGGACGAGGACGAACUCGCGCCGGGAUUGAGGAGGGCGGCCGGUGGAACAGAUGAGAAGUUUGGUAAUAAAGAAGCCAAGCCCGCAACUCUCGACCCUGUGCCUUGCAUCAGCACAGCUGAUCUGCACCAGAUGUUCCCCACUCCUCCGUCUCUGGAGCAGCACAUCAUGGGUUACUCGCCCAUGAACAUGGGCAGCAAGGAUUACGGCAGCAUGGAGGCCGGGCCAGGCAUGACCACGCUGGACGGGGCCUCUUCCCUGGGGGGCCAGUUCAAGAUCGAGGUCGAGGAGAGCUUCUGUAGCCCCAAGCCCUCUGAGAUCAAAGACUUCUCAUUUGUGUAUAAGCCGGAGCUCUGCCAGGCAUUUGUGGGCUGCUCCAUGUUUGCUCCUCUGAAGACGCUGCCAAGCCAGUGUCUGCCUCCCAUCCGUUUGCCUGAGGAGUGUGUGUACCGGCCCAGCUGGACAGUCAGCAAGCUGGAGCUACUCAAUCCCGUGCCUCCAAUGACCUUCAACAAGGACAGUAACAUCCCAAGUGUGGGCAGUGCUAUGGAACAAGACUACAGUCAAACCUACACCCCUCAGACACACACUCCCUUCAUGUCCAACAGCGCCCCACCCAGCAACAGCGGAACGGGCAUCUUACCUUCGCCUGCCACGCCCCGUUUCUCGGCCCCCACCCCCCGAACCCCGCGCACGCCCCGAACGCCGCGCGGCCCCGCCAGCGUCCAAGGCUCUCUGAAGUACGAGAACUCCGACCUGUACUCUCCCGCCUCCACGCCCUCCACCUGCCGGCCGCUCAACUCGGUGGAGCCCGCCACCGUCCCCUCCAUCCCGGAAGCCCACAGCCUCUACGUCACCCUCAUCCUGUCCGAGUCCGUCAUGAACCUCUUCAAAGACUGCAACUUCGACAGCUGCUGCGUCUGCGUCUGCAACAUGAACAUCAAGGGAGCCGACGUGGGCGUGUACAUCAGCGACCCCAACAUGGAGGCCCAGUACCCCUGCGGCUGCGGCUUCAGCGCCGUGGUCAACCGUCGCUACGGCAACGGCUCGGGGCUCUUCCUGGAGGACGAGCUGGACAUCAUAGGCCGCGGAUCGGACGUCAGCCGGGAGGCGGAGAAGCGCUUCGAGGCGUUGCGGAACGCCUCCCUGGAGAGGACGGGAGGAACGGGGAAGGACAAAGUCCCUGACGAGCUCAUUCUCCUCUUGCAAGACCAGUGCACCAACCCCUUCUCUCCCAUCGCCGGCCCGGAAAGCCAAAGCUCGCCGUCUCCGGGCGCCGGGGGCUCCUCCAUCCCCCCCUGCGUGCGACUGGAGGAGAGGGACUUCCACAACGACUGCUACUUGGCCCUGGAGCACGGCCGGCAGUUCAUGGACAACAUGUCUGGCGGAAAAGUGGAUGAGACGCUGGUGAAGAGCACUUGCUUGCACCACUGGGCUAAACGCAACGCUGUGGACGUGAGCGCUCUCUGCUCUCAGGACGUACUGCGGGUCCUGCUCUCCCUACAGCCCGUCCUCCAGGACGCCAUCCAGAAGAAGAGGACGGUGCGGUCCUGGGGCGUCCAGGGGCCCCUCACCUGGCAGCAGUUUCAUAAGAUGGCCGGCCGAGGUUCAUACGGGACGGAUGAAUCUCCCGAGCCCUUGCCCAUCCCCACGUUCUUGGUGGGAUACGAGUUUGACUUCGUGGUGCUGUCUCCCUUUGGACUGCCCUACUGGGAGAAGCUGUUGCUGGAUCCGUUCGGCUCACAGAGGGACGUGGGCUACCUGGUGCUGUGUCCGGAGAACGAGGCUCUCCUGAGCGGAGCCAAGAGCUUCUUCAGGGAGCUCACGGCCGUGUAUGAGUCCUGUAAGCUUGGUCAGCACAGACCGAUUUCCAAAGUGCACGCUGAUGGCAUCAUUAAGGUGGGUGCGGCCACUGCCAAGAGGCUCACAGAACAGCCUGUCAGUGAUUGGUUCCUGAAGGCAGCCAAUGGGAACGCUGAUGCCUUCUCCAAGUUAAAACUGUUCGCCCAGGUCUGCAGGCAUGACCUCGCUCCAUACCUCGCUGCACAGUCACUGGAUAGCUCUCUCCUCACCCAGCCAAACCCGUCGCCACCGUCUAACCAAUCCUCAUCAACGCAGUCCUCAGGCACCGCCUCCUCCUCCAGCACUCAGAGCUCUGCGGCUCCCGGAGGCUCCUCCCUCCUCAACAGCACCGCCCCCAAUAACAACAGCGGCUCGGGCCUGACGGGCAGCGCCAGUGGCACCCCCUCUUCGUCGGGCCCCCAGGGCGGCGGCGGUGGCGGCAGCCUGCAGCCCGCCAAGCCCAGCUCCUUCCCAUCCUUUGGGAGCAUGGGUGUGCAGAACAACAGCUCUCAGGCGGGGCCUUUGGGCCAGCAGGCUGGCUCUCAGAACAUGGGCCUCUCUGGAGACAACGCUGCAGGCACCAACCAGACUCAGGGGUCCUCUGAACCUCCAGAGAGCACCAUGGAGAGAGAGAAGGUGGGCGUUCCCACAGACGGGGAGUCUCACGCCAUCACGUACCCUCCGGCCAUCGUGAUCUACAUCGUGGAUCCUUUCUCCUACGAGGAGGCUGAAGCGGGGACCGCCCACUCCAGUGUCUGGACCCUGGGGCUUCUGCGUUGUUACCUGGAGAUGCUCCAGUGUCUCCCGGCACACAUCCGCAACUCCAUCUCCGUGCAGAUAAUCCCGUGCCAGUACCUGCUCCAGCCCGUAAAGAGCGAGGAACGCCACCUGUACGCCCAGCAUCUCAAAUCCCUCGCCUUCUCCGUCUUCACCCAGUGCCGACGCCCGCUCCCCGCCUCCACCAACGUCAAGUCACUGACCGGCUUUGGGCCCGGCCUCGCCCUAGACACUUCCCUCAAGAGUCCGGAGAGACCCGAGUGCUUGCGACUGUACACGCCACCGUUCAUCCUGGCUCCCGUGAAGGACAAACAGACGGAGCUUGGAGAGACCUUUGGUGAAGCCUCCCAGAAAUACAACGUGCUGUUUGUAGGAUACUGCCUGUCGCACGACCAGAGGUGGCUGUUGGCCACCUGCACUGACCUCUACGGAGAACUUCUGGAGACAUGCAUCAUUAACAUAGACGUCCCCAACAGAGCCCGGAGGAAAAAGGGCUCAGCCAGAAGGCUAGGCCUGCAGAAGCUCUGGGACUGGUGCUUAGGUUUGGUUCAGAUGACGUCCCUUCCUUGGAGGGUGGUGAUUGGUCGCCUCGGCCGAAUUGGUCACGGAGAGUUACGAGACUGGAGUAUUUUGCUGAGCAGGAGAAACUUGCAGUCACUGAGCCGCCGGCUGAAGGACAUGUGCAGGAUGUGUGGCAUCUCUGCCGCCGACACUCCCAGCAUCCUCAGCGCCUGCCUGGUCGCCAUGGAGCCACAGGGCUCUUUUGUCAUUAUGCCAGACUCUGUGUCCACGGGGUCGGUCUUCGGCAGAACCACCCUGAACAUUCAGACGUCUCAGCUGAGCACACCUCAAGACACAUCCUGCACACACAUCCUGGUGUUCCCCACCUCUGCCGUGGUCCAGGUCAACAGCUCCAGCUACACCACCGAGAACAUCGACAUCGCCUUCAACCCCAUCAACGAUGGAUCUGAUGCUAUUGGUGGCAUCUUUGACCUUCUGGAACAGGAAAGUGACCUUGUGGACCCAGAUAUCAUUAACAUCCUGCCUGCCUCUCCAACCACUUCCCCCGUGCACUCACCAGGAUCCCAGUAUCACCACGGAGGAGACGGAAGCAAGGGUCAGAGCACGGACCGGAUGGAGUCCCACGACGAGGCUCCAAACAUCCUUCAGCAGCCCCUCGCUCUGGGUUACUUUGUGUCCACGGCCAAAGCGGGUCCACUGCCCGACUGGUUCUGGUCCGCCUGCCCGCAAGCCCAGAACCAGUGUCCCCUUUUCUUAAAGGCCUCUCUGCACCUCCACGUGUCUUCAGUGCAGUCGGAUGAAUUUACGAUGCACGGCAAACACUCCCACCCUCUCGACUCCAAUCAGACCUCCGAUGUGCUCAGAUUUGUGUUGGAGCAGUACAACGCCCUCUCCUGGCUGACCUGUGACCCUGCCACCCAGGACAGGCGGUCUUGUCUGCCCAUUCACUUUGUGGUGCUCAAUCAGAUGUACAACUUCAUCAUGAAUAUGUUAUAA